This is a messenger RNA of Phlebotomus argentipes, 1087 nucleotides long. RefSeq names its product transcription factor E2F5 (gene E2f2). Bases 78 to 1061 code for a protein of 327 amino acids. Gene Ontology annotation, molecular function: protein dimerization activity; RNA polymerase II cis-regulatory region sequence-specific DNA binding; DNA-binding transcription factor activity, RNA polymerase II-specific. Gene Ontology annotation, biological process: regulation of transcription by RNA polymerase II. The record is from RefSeq and is a predicted model, not a curated record. NCBI's taxonomy places the organism in Eukaryota, Metazoa, Arthropoda, Insecta, Diptera, Psychodidae. Gene Ontology annotation, cellular component: RNA polymerase II transcription regulator complex. The transcript has 4 exons.
GCAAUACUUCAAUGGCGGCAGGGUUAAAAAGUUUGUCACUAUUUUUCUAAAACUCCCUUUUAUCGCUGCUGCUGAAGAUGAACGAGGCUUCCUUUGAGUUCAAACGCAAUGACAAGUCCCUGGGAUUGCUGACGAAGCGUUUUGUGGAACUCCUGCGUGACAGUCACGAUGGAACACUGGAUUUGAGACAUGCGGCAGAAGUGCUGUGCGUGCAGCAGAAGAGGCGGAUCUACGACAUCACGAAUGUCCUGGAGGGUGUGGGUUUGAUCGAGAAGCAGAGCAAAAAUAGCAUCCGGUGGCGAGGAUCCGUUCAGGCGCCGACGACUAACCGGCGGGUGCUGCACUUGCAAACCGUGGCGAGUCAGCUGAAGGAGGAGGAGGAUGAGCUCACGGAGCACUGCAUGUUCAUGCGGCAGAACCUGAGGAACAGCCUUGGCGACUCCGUGAAUCAGUCUUAUGCUUACGUGACCAGAGACGACCUGCGCGAUUGCUACGCGGAGGACACAGUGAUGGUGCUGCGGUGUCCGGAGAAGGUGAAGCUGUGCGUGCCGCUGCGGAAGAAGGCGGAAGAGACCGAAUGUGCCUUGCAAAUCUCCUCGCAAAUGAGGGCGAUUGAUGUGCGUCUGCUGACUGCUCAGGGAAGAUCACUAGUACAAAAGAGCUCCUUACCAGCUGCCAAUGUCGUCGUGAAGAAAGAGCCCGCCGAGAAGUGUGAACCUGACGGAAUGCCCGCGAAAAAAGACGAUGAGAGUACAGUCGAUGUUUUAGACCCGCCCAAGAGACGUCCUGGACGUCCGAGGAAAGUGAAGAGGAUUAAAAAAGAACCCGGAUAUGAUAGUGAUGAGUCCGAUUUGGAGGAGCGCCAGAAUACAGCGCGAAUUCUCCUGAAUCACAGCAAUAAGGAAGUCAAUAGGUUUAAGGAGCACGACUUUGAGAAGUACAGCACUGACCUUCCCUUCGUGACGCUUGAUCAUCCCGCGCACACGGCGUUCAAGUACUGCCUCGCGGGCAGCGAGGGAAUCGCUGAACUCUUCGACAUUCCCGCGCCCGAAGCGCAGUAGCGGAAGGAAUCAAAAGCAGUUUUGCG